Clonostachys byssicola is the source of this 1476-nucleotide messenger RNA. NCBI's taxonomy places the organism in Eukaryota, Fungi, Ascomycota, Sordariomycetes, Hypocreales, Bionectriaceae. The record is from the annotation of a GenBank genome assembly.
GCCAUACCCUCCAGUAUUCCUGGAGAACCCCAGACGUUUAGAAAGCACAUGGGAUUCUUCAGCACUCUGGCCGCCGGGUUCUCAAUAAACAACAGUUGGCUUGUAGCAGCCGCUACUAUGGUCAUACCCCUCAGCUUUGGACCGAUGGUCACCGCCACAGAUAUCCUCAUCGUUGCUGUGGUGUAUACGUGUGUCGGCCUCAGUCUGGCCGAACUAGUAUCUGCCUACCCAACCGUGGGUGGACAAUAUCAUUGGACGUCUCUCUUGGCACCUGAUUCUGUCAGGCGAGGCAUGAGCUUUGUUUGUGGAUUUCUUAGCUGGGUUUCUUGGAUUGCCAUGUCUGCAGCAAGUUACGGAGCCAUCUCGAUGUGUGCCAACGCCCUGGCCUUCAACAGCAACCCCGAUUUCGUUCCCCGAGACUGGCAUGCCUUUUUUUUCUAUCAGGCUGUCAACACACUUGCCCUAAUGGCCAACAUGUUCGCACACACCCAGCUCCACAAGUUAUACUCGAUUGGCCUGUUUGUUAGUCUGGCCGGUUUCACCGCCAUCACGGUAACCUGUCUCGCUCUGCAAAAGCAGAAACAGAGCUCACAGUUUGUUUGGGAGUUAUCUUUCCAAACAUCGGGCUGGCCGGUAGGCAUGGAGGUACUCAUAUCCCUCGCCGGACCCGUUGUGAGCUUCUGCCCCUUGGACAGCGCGGUUCACCUGGUUGACGAGGUUAUUAACCCGGCUGCGGCCGUGCCACGAGCGCUAGUUUCAGUCAUCGUUAUAUCAUCCGUCACCGCUUUCACGUUCCUGAUUUCGAUGCUUUACUGCAUCUCAGACAUUGACGCCGUGCUGUCUAACCCCGCAGGCUUCCCGCUAAUGCCCAUCUGGGAGCAGGCAACUGGAUCGAACGUUGCCGCUAUUGUCUUUACUUCUGUCGUCAUAUUCCUACUGCCAAUCGGGAGCAUUGCUUCGGCGCAUAUUGCAUCUAUGAUGACCUGGAGUCUCGGACGGGAUCAUGCUCUGCUGUUCUCAGAUAGACUAAGCUCCAUUCAUCUCAAGUUGAAUACGCCUGUAUGGGCACUGCUUCUCAACUGGUGCCUCAUGUUCAUUAUUGGGGUUUUGUAUUUUGCCAGCUCCAUCGCAGCCUUCAACAAUAUUGUUGGUAUUGCCGCUAUCCUUCAACAACUCACGAUAUCUUGCCCGGUAGUUCUACUCCUCCAUCAGAGACGCUCUGAGAGCUCUCUGCCUUCCAAACGGCCCUUCAAGUUGCCAGGUGCCAUUGGCUGGAUCUGUAACCUCGUUACCGUAGGCUUUACCGCCGUAACAUCAGUUACCUUCCUCUUUCCUGCUACCACGACUACUAGUCCCCAAUCAAUGAAUUACGCCAUAGUGGUUCUCUUUGGUGUUCUACUUCUUGCAAUUGCUAACUGGUUCGGCUACGCGAAGAAGCAUUAUGAUAGCCCGCUUGUUUUCCAGGUUCAUGACUAG